AUGAGGGUAAGAUCAAUCGCUGCUUUCCUGCUCGCCCUCGGGAUCCCCGUGUCUUCAGUCCCCACGCCAGACCUUGCGAAGAGGACCAGCAGGACGACUGCUCCAGCAGGAUGCCUUACGGUCGGAUCGAGCGCGACUUACAAGACCAUAACGAGUGCACUCGAUGCGCUUGGGACGAGCUCGACCACCGACGCCUGCAUCUUCGUCAGUAGCGGAACCUACGCCGAACAGCUGACCAUCACCUACGCCGGAUCCCUGACGCUGUACGGAUCAACCACAGACACGGGCACCUACAAGUCGAAUACAGUCACCAUUACCCACACCGUCAAGUCAGCGGAUGCCGGCUCUCUUGAUGCCAGUUCGACCGUCAACGUCAAGGCCGACGGGUUCAACAUGUACAACAUCAACGUUGUCAACGACUAUGGGGCCGGCGCGCAAGCCGUUGCCCUCACCGCCAACGCCGACAAACUCGGCUUCUAUGGCUGCCAGUUCAAGAGCUACCAAGACACGCUGUACGCCAAGAAAGGGACGCAGUACUACUCGAACUGCUACAUCGAAGGGGCGGUCGACUACAUCUUCGGCGCGGCUAGCGCGUGGUUUGGCGAGUGCACGAUAGCGUCGAGCGGCGGCGGGGCCAUCACCGCAAGCUCGCGCGAGACGGCCGACGACGCAUCCUGGUACGUGAUAGACAGCAGCACGGUGACGGCCGCGUCGGGCGUUCCAGGGCUGGAAGGGGAGGUGUACCUGGGGAGGCCGUGGCGCGUGCUCGCUCGAGUGGUGUUUCAGAACUCGAAGCUGUCGGACGUGGUCAACCCCGAGGGCUGGACGACCAUGGCCGAGGGCGCAACGCCGCUCUACUACGAGUGGAGCAACGAGGGCGACGGGGCGUCGACGGCGGAGAGGCUGUACGAGAGCGAGUUGGAUGCUGCUGUCAGCCACGAAACGGUGCUGGGAAGUGACUACAAGAGCUGGACCGACUCGAGCUACUAG
Molecule: messenger RNA, 990 nt
Organism: Diplodia corticola
Lineage: Eukaryota; Fungi; Ascomycota; Dothideomycetes; Botryosphaeriales; Botryosphaeriaceae
Product: pectinesterase a
Exons: 2
Coding region: 1-990 (329 amino acids)
Biological process (GO): cell wall modification
Molecular function (GO): pectinesterase activity
Source: RefSeq, a predicted model, not a curated record